Messenger RNA from Cordyceps fumosorosea ARSEF 2679, 636 nucleotides. RefSeq lists its product as hypothetical. Gene Ontology annotation, cellular component: mitochondrial large ribosomal subunit; ribosome. The record is from RefSeq and is a predicted model, not a curated record. Gene Ontology annotation, molecular function: structural constituent of ribosome. Bases 1 to 636 code for a protein of 211 amino acids. NCBI's taxonomy places the organism in Eukaryota, Fungi, Ascomycota, Sordariomycetes, Hypocreales, Cordycipitaceae. The transcript has a single exon.
AUGAGUCGGGCACUCCUCCGCUCCGUCCUGGAGCUCCGGGCCCCUUCACAGCGUCUCUUCGCCUCGCCCGUCUCCUCAAUCGCUUCGCCCGUCGCCCCAAUCGCCUCGCGCGCCCUCAGCACCAUCCCACAACCCCCAGCCGCGAAGCACCCCAAGAACGCCGCCAACCCGUCCGAGAACCAGGCCCGCCCCAUCGCCCUGAAGAAGAGCCAUCCCUCUUCCCCCCCCACGCCCAUCGAGGACUCUGUCCGUAACCUACUCCCCUUCCUCGCCGCGCAGCCCGGCCACUAUAUCACCGUGCACGUGCACGGCUUCCCCUACCUCGUGCGGGAGGGCGACCAGGUGCGGCUGCCGUUCCGCAUGCCCGGCGUGCAGCCCGGCGACGUGCUGCGGCUGAACCGCGCCAGCGUGCUCGGCAGCCGCGACUACACGAUGAAGGGCGCGCCGCACAUUGACGAGAGCGUCUUUGAGUGCCGCGCGACGGUGCUGGGCACCGAGUCGGAGCCGCUGCGCAUCAAGAUCAAGAAGAAGAGGAGGACGCGUCGCACGCGCACCGCCACGAGCAAGCACCGGUAUACGAUUCUCAGGAUAUCAGAGCUGACCAUCAACACUCCGGAGGACAUUGAAGGCCAAUGA